Molecule: messenger RNA, 1113 nt
Organism: Dictyostelium discoideum AX4
Lineage: Eukaryota; Evosea; Eumycetozoa; Dictyosteliales; Dictyosteliaceae
Exons: 3
Coding region: 1-1113 (370 amino acids)
Biological process (GO): fatty acid biosynthetic process
Cellular component (GO): fatty acid synthase complex
Molecular function (GO): fatty acid synthase activity; transferase activity; [acyl-carrier-protein] S-malonyltransferase activity
Source: RefSeq, a predicted model, not a curated record
AUGUCAAUGAAUUCCUUAAUAGGUAAAAGAAUAGCAUUACUAUUCCCAGGUCAAGGUAGUCAAAUUGUUGGUAUGGGAAAAGAUUUAAUUAAAGAUUUUCCUUAUAUUUCAAAGAUAUACAAUCACUCUGACAAGAUUUUAAACUUUUCAAUAUCAAAUUUAAUGUUUAAUGGUCCAUCUGAAGAAUUAAAACAAACAUAUAACACACAACCAGCAUUAUUACUUCACUCAUUUUCAAUGAUUAAAAUUUUAGAAAAUGAAUUAGGUUUUAUAAAUAAAAAUAAAAAUAAUAAUAAUAAUAAUGAAGAUGAUGAAUUUAAAGUAUCAAGUGAAUUUUUAAAAAGAUUUGAUUUUGCAUUAGGACAUUCAUUAGGUGAAUAUUCAGCAUUAACAACAUCAAAUUCAAUAAAAUUUAGUGAUGCAUUAGAAUUGGUUAGAUAUAGAGGUCAAUUAAUGAGUAAAUGUGAUCCUGGUGUAAUGUUUGCAUUAUUAAGUAAAAAGAAUAUGAUUGAAUCAGGUUCAUUACUUGAACUUAAAUCAAUAAUAAAUCAAAUUAAUAAUAAAAUUAAUGAAACAUCAAAUGAAAUAAUGAUUUGUAAUAUUUCUAAUAUAAAUUCACCAAAUCAAAUUGUAAUUAGUGGUAAUGAAAUUGGAGUUUCAAAAGUUAUAGAACUUGCAAAAUCAAAAAAACUAUUUACAAAAUCAGUUAAAUUAGAAGUUAGUGCUGCAUUUCAUAGUGAUUUAAUGAUUCCAAGUAGUGAUAAAUUUAAAUUAAAAUUAAAUACUAUAAAUUUUAAACAACCUGAAAUUGAUGUAAUUUCAAAUGUAAACUCUUUGCCUUAUAAAAAUAAUAUAGAUAAAACUUCAGAGUCAUCAAUACAAUCAUUAUUAUCAAGACAAUUAUCAUCAACGGUUGAGUGGACAUCAUCAAUUCAAUAUUGUAUUGAAAAAUGGGAAAAAGAAAAUAUACAAUUAAAAGAUUGUUAUUUUGUUGAAAUUGGUUCAAAUAAUGUAUUAACUCAGCUAUUAAAACAAAUUUAUCCAAAUUCAAAUUCAUAUAAUAUUCAAUCUUCAAAUGAUUUAAUUAAUUUUAUAAAAGAAUUUAAAGAUUAA